UUAUAUAACCAGAUUUUUUUUUAACUAAGCAUUUUGAACUUUAAAUCAGUUUGACUUUAGGAAUAAAAUAAGAACUAAUUUUUAUUACCAAAACUUAAAAUGAAAUUCAAUAUAAUUCUAUUUAGUUUAGUAGGUUGUUUCAAUUAUGCAGUCGGUAGUGGAAGUAGCUCAGCAGUAACCAAUAAUGAACAAAAAAAAACACCACUUUACAACGAAUUAAUAAAUGAUUUGAAAAUGAUAAAUAAUAUUAAUAAGGACAAGGUAAGCGAAGGAUUGAUAGGGGCUGGUCUAUCACGAGAAUCGGUUGUUACAAUAUUAGAAAAUUGUCAAAAUGAAGUAAAUGACGAUACUAUUAUAAAUGAUACACAAUGGUAUGGUUUGAUUAUGACAUUAAUCGAUAAUGAUAGACAAAAGGAAUUAGUUCCCAAGGUAUUAACAAAUAAUUGUUAUGACAAUAUAAGUCAAUGCUUGAUGAAAGCUGGUCUAUCACAAGAUUCGAUUGGUUUUAUAUUAAAUGGAUUUUACAAAGAAGAUGAAAAUAUCAAUUUAAAUGAUUUAUUACGAAAAAUUGAAGAGUCAAAUAAAAUUGUUUGUUAUAAGAAUAAUUAAAGAAAUUUUAAUUUACUUACACAAGGUUUUUUAAUAAUAUUCUUUAUUUUCAAAUAAAUAAAUUUAUAUUAUAAAUAAAUU
This is a messenger RNA of Daktulosphaira vitifoliae (grape phylloxera), 690 nucleotides long. RefSeq lists its product as uncharacterized. Bases 100 to 609 code for a protein of 169 amino acids. The record is from RefSeq and is a predicted model, not a curated record. The transcript is spliced from 4 exons. Lineage: Eukaryota; Metazoa; Arthropoda; Insecta; Hemiptera; Phylloxeridae.